Messenger RNA from Aspergillus saccharolyticus JOP 1030-1, 949 nucleotides. RefSeq lists its product as uncharacterized. The coding region runs from base 32 to 949 and encodes 305 amino acids. The record is from RefSeq and is a predicted model, not a curated record. Gene Ontology annotation, molecular function: protein binding. The transcript has a single exon. NCBI's taxonomy places the organism in Eukaryota, Fungi, Ascomycota, Eurotiomycetes, Eurotiales, Aspergillaceae.
CCCAAGUCUCUACGAGUGUUUCCGACUCGCAAUGGAGACUCCUCGCAGCGUGUUACUGACCGACUUGCCGCCGGAGCUGAUCCUGCUCUGCGCGGAGUACCUCCCCCCGCCAGAUGCAUUCAGGCUCUCACUAACAAGCAAGGAGUUGCGCGGGCUGUUGACGAACCUGCUGGGGGAAAUGCGCGAGUGCGGGCUAGCGGGGGCCAAGCACUACCGGCUGCGGACGUAUCUCUGCACGGAGGCCGGGCGGGAGGGCCAUCCCCGUCGACGGUCGGACAGGGUCUCGCGGGCGCUGCCGCGCCAGCCGCUGGUGGAGGCGGUGCGGACGGGGCAGGUGGUCGUCGUCGAGAAGGCGCUCCUGCGUUUCCAGCAGGACCCGAACAGCUACGACCUGGCCGCGAAGCCGCUGCUUCACAGUGCGGUGCUGUAUCGGCGGCUGGACAUCGCGCGCCUGCUUCUGCAGCACGGGGCCGACCCGAAUGUCACCUCGGAGCACGGGCGGACGGCGCUGGAUUGCUGGACGAGUCUGGUCGAGGGGAAGAACGUCAGCGAACGGAUCCCCAUGCUGGAGUUGCUGCUGGCGCACGGGGCGAAGCCUGCGCAGCCGGGGUUGUUGAACGAGGCGGUGCGACGGCUGCCGUUGGGGCUCGAGCUGACACGCCGGGUGGUGCAGGUUAUAUACGACAAUAUGGAGGAUCUCAAUGAUCUGUUCGGCCCGAGUCUGUUCCUCCGUAAGACUCUCAAGUUCGCCACGCUGGACUACGUGCGCACGCUGGUGACCCUGUGGCCGAAUCUGUUGGAGCGGCGGUUUUAUGAUGGGGGCUGUCUGGCGGCGUGGGCCGCCCACUAUGGCCGAGUCGAUAUCGUCGCGUAUGUCCAGUCGAUAUGGGGGUUGUCGUCCCUAGAACCUGACGUGGAACCUGACGUAGAACUGGACGCUGACUUGUGA